Messenger RNA from Phaethon lepturus (White-tailed tropicbird), 1599 nucleotides. RefSeq names its product eukaryotic translation initiation factor 1A, Y-chromosomal. The transcript is spliced from 4 exons. Gene Ontology annotation, cellular component: cytoplasm. Lineage: Eukaryota; Metazoa; Chordata; Aves; Phaethontiformes; Phaethontidae. Gene Ontology annotation, biological process: translational initiation. Gene Ontology annotation, molecular function: translation initiation factor activity; RNA binding. The annotation marks the transcript as partial. The record is from RefSeq and is a predicted model, not a curated record.
GUUUGGAUAAAUACAUCUGAUAUUAUAUUGGUUGGCUUAAGAGACUACCAGGAUAACAAGGCCGAUGUUAUUCUAAAGUACAAUGCAGAUGAAGCCAGAAGUCUGAAAGCAUAUGGGGAGCUUCCAGAACAUGCUAAAAUCAACGAAACAGACACAUUUGGUCCUGGAGAUGAUGAUGAAAUCCAGUUUGAUGAUAUUGGAGAUGAUGAUGAAGAUAUUGAUGACAUCUAAUUUGGAGCAGAGGUUUACAUUCCGACUUUUUUCCUCCAAGGAUUGUUCUACAUUGAUAUUUUGAUUAUUUUUUGGGUGAAGUCCCUUUCUUUUAAGAAGACUGAAAAUUCUCAGUAAAGAGUGUAGUUUGUUACAUCAAAAGGAUUUAUUUUCAAUGUUUGUUUUAAAGUAUUUAUAUUUCUUUAGAAAUGGAUAAUGCUGGAUUAUCACAAGGGUUCAAUGAAACGCCACAAAUAUUUUGUCUCUUCACCAAUUAGAGCUUUUACCUCUGGAUGUAAGUGAGAUACAGUGACACGGGCUGUAAAAGACUGCAUUUUUCCCUCUUCUGCUUUCAUCACUACAAUUCCAGUUAAACUUGUAUUUUGAAAUAAAAAUUAUUUACCCUGUAAUUAUCAUGAAUUUUGAUUAAAUACAAAUACCCAGUUCAGAUUAGUAUCAAAUCAUACUAUGCAGUGUCUGUCCUUAUACCCCUUGCCUUGAUGUUAACUUUAAAAAGAUUUUGAUAAUAUAAAAGGAAGGCAGGAAUCUGCAUUUAAAUUCAUAAUGCAUGAUGAAUCUGCUUUUCAUGUCUAGUAGCAUGCUGCUAUUUUUAUACUGAUUUUGAUAAUUAAAAACACUCACUAUUUCAAAGGUGUAAAUUUGCCACAGCGGAGGGGUAGGGGAGAAGUAAAGAUAAAAAGUAAGCAGCAUCUCAAAUUUGCAGUUGUUGAAAACUGUCUUGUAUGCACAGCUCUUCUGUGUUGUAAGUACAGUAGUCACGCUGUAGUUGCAGAAGAUGAACACUGGGUGGCACCCAACUUAACAGGGAUACAUUAAUACAAAACAUUACCAGUUGGGUUUGUACUGAAAAAUACGUAAAAUAGUUUUUCCCCAAAGUGAGUGCUUAACAUUCUUGAUACAUUAAACAUGUAGACUAUUUUUACAUUACAGAAAAGGUUAUGUUAAGAGUAGAUUUUUAUUUUAAUCUUAAAUUCCAUACAUUGUAAGGUACAACGUUAAAGCUUAUGUAAACUUUGAAUAACAAUAUAAAUGAGAAAAUAAAUUUGUGUCAAACGUAGGAAAAGAAUCUUUUCAUCCAGAAUAAAUCACUGAAACAAACUAGUGGAAGGAUUCUGCUCCACCUUCAGACUGAAGGAGUCAGUUAAGAAGCCGAAUAAAGACUAACAUCAUCACGCAAAUAUGAUUUUGUGGUAGCCUUAGUUUCUUUGUCUUCAAUUCUGUAUUUAACAAACUCUGAAAGCAGGUUAAUGGAAAACUUCCUUCUGUGCCAUAAAAAUCUGAUUCUUGACACUUGUAUUCGUUAUACAGUCUUUUUGGUAUGAUGUAAAGUGACUACCCCAAUAGAUAAAAACAAAAUGGCUUUAAAUA